CAGCAGAUCCUCGUGAGAGUGUGAUUCACCUGAGAGCAGAUCCUAUAGGAUGAAACAUGUUCAGUCUCUGGUUUUCUCCUCCUUAUAUCACCAAACCAACCAGGCCACAGGGAGGACCUUCAGGCACACAGCAGUCAGGUUUUUUUUUUUUUUUUUUAAGCUUCUCUCUUGUGUUGUUAAAGGAGUUUCAGAUCAGAGGUGGUGAGAGAAGCAGUCACUUCUCUGAGAUGAAGGCCAAAGCGUUGUCAGUGAGAGAGUGCGCCUGGUUGUCAGAGGAGUGCCACCAAGUAGAAGAUCUGGAAGACUCCCAGAGGGACGGCCUGUGCCUACCAAACAUCUUCAGGUCCAAAAAAGUCAAGCCGCUCACUAGAAUUCAAACUGGACCCACUUACCAGAUCUACUAUACAGCUCAAGAGCUCCUUCUGGAGGUUCUGGACAAAGGAGCCGUGCGAGAGCUGAUCAGGAGAGCGGCUAGGGUGAAAUCAGGAGUUAAGCACCAGAGCAGAGAGCAGAACAUAGAUCUCUCUGAGGGGGAGUAUGCCGAGGCGCUAACAUGGUUCUCCAUAGUCCUGCAGAGCGGUCUGUCUGUCGGAGAGAACUGCAGCUUUGGAUCCGAGCUCACCUUGAAACUGGACGGCUGGCAGAGUGUCCUCAAGAGGAACAGCUUCCAGACAAACCUCCUGUCCCUGACCAGACUGGAGGAUGGAGACAAGUUGGAAACACUCUCUGCUUUCUGUAGCCACAAAACCAGGCGAUACCAGGCCUUGUACAAACCUGGUCCCAACUUGGCUGUGAAGAAAUACAGACUGACUUACCAGGAGAGUCCCUGCACUCUCCAUCUGGCUCUCCUUUGUGAUAUAAGCUCUGGAUUCAUCUGUAAUGUGUAUCUGUACUGUCCAGAGCAGCUCCAGAAGCAGAGCAGGAAACCUGUGGUGGAGCAGGUGGUGGGCCACCUGCUGAGACCUUUCUGCAGCCACAAACACCUGAUCCAGCUGGACAAAUCUGCCUGGAUGGAGUGCAAACUAACAGACACCUUCUCUGGCUUAGGAGUUGAUCUUACAUUCGUUUCAAAUGUCCAACAAACAUCUGAGGACUCACUGUCUCACCUCUUAACCCACUUACAGGGCUGGACCGGACCUGCUCUGUUUCCUCUGUCAGACCUGAAAGGAUCAGCAGCAGAUUUGUUUCUCCCAGGCCUCUGGGCAAUGCUGCACAUCAUCUGCAUUAAUACAUUCGUGCUCCACACACUGCAGAGCUCGGGCUCAGACAGACAUGUCCACCUCACAGAGUUCACCAGGAGUCUGGCCUCUCAGCUGGCCGCGGAUAGCUGCGUCACUGUGCCUGUUCUGCAGCAGUUAAACAGCACUUCCUGUCAUGAGACGAGUUCAACAAAGCACAGCAGCUGUGGUCGGGUGAUGGAAAGAGAAAAACGAAGCUGCAGCUCUGCGGGGAGGCUGCGGCGGCUGAACAGACCUGGAGUGUGUGGUUUGGACAACUCGGGUAACUCCUGCUACCUGAACGCUGUAUUUCAGUGUCUGUGCUCUACUGUGCCCCUGGUAGAGCACCUCCUGAAUCCGGACACCCGUAAAGAGCUGGCACGGUCUAAGUGCCGGGUGGCUGAAGUGUUUGUCCGCCUGCUGCAGGAGAUGUGGUUAGGAGGGAGCUCCAGCUGCGCCCCUGUGGAGGCCAGAUCUGUGCUAACCUCCAUCCUCCCCCAGUUCAACAACUACUCCCAGCAGGACGCACAGGAGCUGCUGCUCUUUCUGCUCAAUGCGCUCCAUGAAGACUUCAAAAAGGUUUCAAAGCAGCAGAUUCGCUUGACGAUGCGACAGCCGAGACCAGAGCAGAAGAGAAACCAUGCCACAGCAGCUGGGGAGUCCACCAUCGUCUCUCGUCUGUUUGAGGGCCAGCUGAGCUACAUGACCCUCUGCAUGCACUGUGACCACCAGGCUUACAGCACACAGACCUUCACUGUGCUGUCACUACCCAUCCCAACAGGCAUCAUUAAGUGCUCCAUUCAGGACUGCAUGUCCCUGUUCUUUGAGCAGACCGUCCUGACAGGGGGAGAGCAGAUGUUGUGUUCAGUGUGUGGUCUGAGGAGAGAGACAGCCGUGCUUACAUGUUUGGAUAAACCUCCUGAGAUCCUCAUGUUGCACCUGAAAAGGUUUGGUUGUAAGGGGAAGAACCAGGUGAAACUGAGGACUAAUGUUUUAUUCUCCAUGAAGCUCGACCUCAACCCCUUUCUAUCCAGCUCAGUGCAGAACACCUCGUUUUCUUCAUACUGCCUUUAUGCUGUCGUGAACCACUCAGGACAUCUGAACAUGGGUCACUACACGGCCGUGUGUCACAGCUCCCUGACUCAGACCUGGCACUGUUUUGACGACUCAGCAGUCAGAGAGGUUCAAGACGGCCACGUUCAAACUCCAAACGCCUACAUGUUGCUCUACAGCCGCAAGCCCUUUCAAAAACCAAAGAUCAGCGGACUCUGA
Labrus mixtus (cuckoo wrasse) is the source of this 2489-nucleotide messenger RNA. RefSeq lists its product as uncharacterized. The transcript has 7 exons. Lineage: Eukaryota; Metazoa; Chordata; Actinopteri; Labriformes; Labridae. Gene Ontology annotation, molecular function: cysteine-type deubiquitinase activity. Bases 57 to 2489 code for a protein of 810 amino acids. Gene Ontology annotation, biological process: protein deubiquitination. The record is from RefSeq and is a predicted model, not a curated record.